Messenger RNA from Microplitis mediator, 2591 nucleotides. RefSeq lists its product as uncharacterized. Gene Ontology annotation, molecular function: odorant binding; olfactory receptor activity. Gene Ontology annotation, biological process: detection of chemical stimulus involved in sensory perception of smell; sensory perception of smell. The transcript has 11 exons. Gene Ontology annotation, cellular component: plasma membrane. NCBI's taxonomy places the organism in Eukaryota, Metazoa, Arthropoda, Insecta, Hymenoptera, Braconidae. The coding region runs from base 306 to 2591 and encodes 761 amino acids. The record is from RefSeq and is a predicted model, not a curated record.
AAUUAAAAAUGAACAUUCAAGUUCUGACAUACAAUUUUCUCUUGAAAAUAAAAAAAAAAUCACAUCUGAAAUACUGAAUAGAUCAUUUGUGAAAAAUUCAAAUAUUUUGGAGGGUAAAAAAAAAUUUUCUAAUCAUUUGACGGCAAAGAAAAAUUUUUUUCGAUAAUUUUAUUUUGAAAAAUGCAGUAGCUGCAUAUACCUGUUAUUAAUAACUCCAUCUAGGUAAAUUAUAUGUUUGAAAGGUGAAUAGCAAAUGUAUUUCCCCUUCGGAGCCAAGACACUCGAAGGGAAACCGUCUUAACAAAAUGUUUAAAAUUAAUCCAGAAUUCGCGAUCGCGUAUACAAAGUUAACAGUGACGCUGGUUUGCUCCUGGCCGCCGGGAAAGAACUCGAGCAGACGAGAUGUCUUAUUAUUUAAGAUAAAAUGGUGGAUUUCAUGGCUGCUGGGAAUUUUCCUAGUGAUACCUUUGAUUUAUGCGGCAUACAUUGAUCGAAGAAACGUACUAGAGUUCACGAAAUCUCUUUGUCUCGCGGUAUCCUGCGGCCAGUGUGCGGUGAAAAUGUUUUUCUGCAAGCUGCAGCAUCAUCGAAUCAAGUUUUUGCUCGAUGAAAUGGAGGAGUACGUAAAAGUAGCUGAGCCUUUCGAAAAAGAAAUAUUUUUGGGUUACAUCAAAAACUGCGGACUAGUUCACGUAACUUUGAAUGUUUGUUCGCUGGUAGCAAGUGUUGGAGUGAUUUUGGGACCUCUCGUUCUGCCUCAGAGACUCCCAACUGAGGCCAAGUACCCGUUCUCCGUCGAAAAUCAUCCGAAUUAUGAAAUAAUCUACAUCCAUCAAGCCUUUGCGGGAAUCCUCUGCUCCUCAAUCGGCUCAAUAGACUGCCAAAUUGCUAUGCUGCUUUGGUUUUCGAUCGCUCGGUUAGAGCUUUUGAGCCUGGAAAUGAAAAAUAUAACAAAUGUUUAUCAGUUUUACAAUUGUGUUCGCAAGCACCAAUUUUUGUUGUGGUUUGUCGACGAAAUAAUAAAAGCUGGCCGGUAUUUAAUCGCUACAACAGUAAUUAUGACAACUUUUGCUGUUAUUUUGGGAGGCGUCCAUAUUGUUGGGAAUGAACCGAUGCUUGUUAAAUUACAAUUUGUAAUUAUUGUCGGAGGGUUUUCUAUGUUACUCUACGUCACUGCGUGGCCAUCGGAAAUCCUUACAAGAAUGUGCCAAAACAUUGGCUGGACCAUCUACAACUCUGAGUGGAUCAGAAAUUCAAAAGAACUAAACAAAGGCAUUGAAUUUGUCAUACAGAGAUCUAACAAACCCGCCGUAAUUUAUAUUUCAGGAAUUUUUCCAGCGAUUUCAUUGAACUACUAUGCGACAUUUUUAUCAAAAACUUUUUCUUACUUCACAACUCUUCGUAUCAUAUUAUCCAAAAGCAACUUCUUGACUAAGAGUUAUAGAUCUAUCAGAACAAUGAAGUUGACAGCAAGUCCGGAAGCUGCCUUGCAAUUUACCAAAAUGAACGUUUACUUAGUGAGUUCGUGGCCUCUGCCGAAAUCUGUCAGCAAAAGUAGUAAAAUUUGGUUCAAUGUUCGUUGGUGGACUGCAUUUAUUUCAUUACUACUGUUAUUUUUACCUUUAACUAAUGGUGUUUAUGUGUUUCGUAACGAUUUGUUGAUAAUGGUGAAAGCUGCUUGUCAAAGUAGUGCUUCAGGCCAAGCCCUUUUGAAAUUGAUUAUUUGUCGAUUGCAAUCAAACCGUUUUCAACUCUUGCACGACGAAAUGGAAAACUUUAUGAAAAAUGCCGACGGACUUGAAAAAAAAUAUCUAAAUAAAUAUAUUGAAAAAAGUGGAUUUUUCCAUGUCUUCGUGAGUGUCAGUAUGUGGGCAGUCUGCCUGGCAUUCAUAAUAGAGCCUAUUUUACUGUCACAUCCCUACCCAACGGACACCGCGUAUCCAUUUGUCGUGAAAAGUCAAGUAUUGCGUACAAUAUUGUACUUGCAACAGAUAAUGGCCCUUUUUUUUGUCGCAGCGGCUUUGACAAUUGAUUUUCAGGUGGCAACCUUGCUAUGGUUCACUUGUGUAAGAUUUGAAGUAUUGAGUCAUUACUUUAGGGAGGUUUCAAACGAAACAGAGUUGGUGACGUGCAUCAAGAAGCAUCAGAAAAUACUAUGGUAUGCUAAUGAAGUUAAAUAUGCAGUAAGGUAUAUAGCACUCACCACGAUAGCAACUACUACUAUUGGAGUUAUUUGUGGCUGUUUUACGUUAAUAAGUCAUCAACCAAUAUCCGUCAAGCUACGGAUUGCCAACAUUGUUGGAAAUGCGACAUCUGAACUUUUUAUUUAUGCCUGGCCCGCUGAUAAUCUCAUUCAAGUAAGUCAAGAAAUCGGGUGGAGUGCUUAUAAUAGUAAAUGGAUAAAAGGUUCUGUUAACAUGAUAAAAACUACAAUGAGCGUAAUUUGUCGAUCACAAUCACCAAUUACAAUAUCAAUAUACGGAUUGAUGCCUAGUCUCUGUUUACAAUAUUAUACAUCAUUUUUGUCGACGACCUUUUCAUACUUCACGACUCUCAGAGCGGUUUAUGCUGCUGAAGAUACGGUGGAUUGA